Eubalaena glacialis (North Atlantic right whale) is the source of this 4597-nucleotide messenger RNA. It is a transcript of the gene MBNL2, whose product is annotated as muscleblind like splicing regulator 2. The coding region runs from base 822 to 1961 and encodes 379 amino acids. NCBI's taxonomy places the organism in Eukaryota, Metazoa, Chordata, Mammalia, Artiodactyla, Balaenidae. The record is from RefSeq and is a predicted model, not a curated record. Gene Ontology annotation, molecular function: metal ion binding. The transcript is spliced from 8 exons.
AGCUUACAGCAACAGAGUUUAGACUGUCUUUGCUUCAUCAUCUGAAGGCAAAAUUUUCCAGAUACGGCAGACGGCUCUCAGAGUACAAUAAACAGGGAAUGAGAACUAUUUACAUGGAAAUUUCUUCCUCAUGAUGCAGCGGAGAAGCCUCGGCCGCUUGAUUUUGCCAGAUGUUCCUGGGGUUACUGUAAAAGGAAAGGAGAGGCAGAGCUAAACAAGGUUCAAGAUUUAAAAGUGCCUGUGUGAAGUCACUUUUGCUGGAAACCACAGCCCGGGAGCUUUCGUGUUAUCGUGUUUUGCUAUCAAAUACACAUUACCCUGACCUUACGAGUGGAUGAAGAUACCUCAAUUGUCUGGCUUUGCCAAUUGCUUGAUUUCGGAAUUUUAAAAAGUGAAAGGAAAGAGAAAUCCUGCUAAGAUCUGAACAUCUAAGUGGCUCAUUUUCCAGCAUCGUCAAUAGCUGCGAGCAUCAGAACUAAAUAUUCUCCCAAGGAGUGCCAUGAUAUUGAAGUCACUUUAUUAAAAACAAUUGUGUCUACAAAACGAUCAGGCGACUCGGACGUUUGCAGCCAGAGAUGACACUGAGCAUGCUUUCAUUGCGGCCCGCAGUCUUCGAGUGGGGCAUAUUGAUUGAUGAGUGACCGCCUGCCGAUAAAUUCUCUCCUCACUCUGUUUCCUGGAUUGGGCUUCUUUAAGCAAUUUGUCACUUACCUUCGGACUUACAUGUGGGAUUUUUCACAGCACUAGUUUUGGAAUCAUUGGAACUUGAUUUGAUUUCAUCAUUUAACAGAAACGAACAGGAUCCAAAUUAUUUUCUCAUCAUGGCUUUGAAUGUUGCCCCAGUCAGAGAUACAAAAUGGCUGACCUUGGAAGUCUGCAGACAGUUCCAGAGAGGAACGUGCUCCCGCUCUGAUGAGGAAUGCAAAUUUGCUCACCCCCCCAAAAGUUGCCAGGUUGAAAAUGGAAGAGUAAUUGCCUGCUUUGAUUCCCUAAAGGGCCGUUGUUCAAGAGAGAACUGCAAGUAUCUUCACCCUCCAACACAUUUAAAAACUCAACUCGAAAUUAACGGGAGGAACAAUUUGAUCCAGCAAAAAACUGCAGCAGCAAUGCUUGCCCAGCAGAUGCAAUUUAUGUUUCCAGGAACCCCACUUCAUCCAGUGCCCACUUUUCCUGUAGGUCCCGCAAUAGGGACAAAUACGGCGAUUAGCUUUGCUCCUUACUUAGCGCCGGUAACCCCUGGAGUUGGCUUAGUCCCAACGGAAAUUCUACCCACCACCCCUGUUAUUGUUCCCGGAAGUCCACCUGUCACCGUCCCGGGCUCAACUGCAACUCAGAAACUUCUCAGGACUGACAAACUGGAGGUCUGCAGGGAGUUCCAGCGAGGAAACUGUGCCCGGGGAGAGACUGACUGCCGCUUUGCACACCCCGCCGACAGCACCAUGAUCGACACAAACGACAACACCGUAACCGUUUGUAUGGAUUACAUAAAGGGGCGUUGCAUGAGGGAGAAAUGCAAAUAUUUUCACCCUCCUGCACACUUGCAGGCCAAAAUCAAAGCUGCGCAGCACCAAGCCAACCAGGCCGCGGUGGCCGCCCAGGCAGCCGCGGCCGCGGCCACAGUCAUGACUCAGUCGACUGCCAAAGCAAUGAAGCGACCUCUCGAAGCAUCUGUAGACCUGGCCUUUCCUCCUGGUGCUCUUCAUCCUUUACCAAAGAGACAAGCACUUGAAAAAAGCAACGGUGCCAGCACCGUCUUUAAUCCCAGCGUCUUGCACUACCAGCAGGCUCUCACCAGUGCACAGCUGCAGCAACACACGGCAUUCAUUCCAACAGAUAAUUCUGAAAUAAUCAGCAGAAACGGAAUGGAAUGCCAAGAAUCUGCAUUGAGAAUAACUAAACAUUGUUACUGUACAUACUAUCCUGUUUCCUCCUCAAUAGAAUUGCCACAAACUGCAUGCUAAAUAAAGAUUUAGUUCUUCUGGACAGACCACAACUCUAAGAAGCUAGUGCUGCUAUAUCAUAUAUGAGUAUUAAAUAUGGUAUGCUUAGUAUAUUCCAACCUAAGAUAGUUAACUACCUGAGACCAGCUGUGAUGUUUAAAGACAUAAAGGAUAAAGUUUACUUUUAAAGGGUUUCUAAACAUAGUUUCUGUCCUAGGAAUAUUGUCUUAUCUCCAUAACUAUAGCUGAUGCAGAAAGUCCAACCAAUUUACUCAUUUUGACUCAGAAUAUUUCAAAGUUAGCAAUAAACAAUUAGCAUUAGUUUAAAAAAAAAAAAAAAAAACCUAUUCCAAGGGCAGGUUCGAUUCUAACUUCAAUUACUGUCAUUUCAUUUACCUACUGGAUCAAAGCUAUGUUUCACUUCUUGACAACACGAAUGCUGCAGCAAAGAUGAGAAGUGAAGUAAAACCGUUACCUGUCCUGCAGGUCUAAAAUUUGAAUGGAAAUUCAAGCACAAGUACUGGGGACACAUCAAAGUGUGGUAUUUGGUUUGCCUGGAGAUGCCGCAUUGAAUCAUGUGAUUCUAGAAUAACAUUAACUAGAUUGAAAAAGAAACUUUGCACGGUAUGAGCUUCAUACCCCACCAAACAAAGUCUUGAAGGUAUUAUUUUACAAGUAUAUUUUUAAAAUUGUUUUAUAAGAGAGACUUUGUAGAAGUGCCUAGAUUUUGCCAGACUUCAUCCAGCUUGACAAGAAUGAGAGGCCCAUGCCAACAGUCUAAUCAAAAGGAUUAGUCUUUCAAACUCACCAUCCGGUUGCCUGUUACAGAAUAACUCUUCUGAACUAAAAACCUAGACAAACAAGGAAGCUGUAGGUGAGGAGAUCUGUAUAAUAUUCUAAUUUAAGUAAGUUUGAGUUUAGUCACUGAAAAUUUGACUGUGACUUUAAUCUAAAUUACUAUGUAAACAAAAAGUAGAUAGUUUCACUUUUUAAAAAAUCCAUUACUGUUUUGCAUUUCAAAAGUUGGAUUAAAAGGUUGUAACUGACUACAGCAUGGAAAAAAAUAGUUCUUUUAAUUCUUUCACCUUAAAGCAUAUUUUAUGUCUCAAAAGUAUAAAAAACUUUAAUACAAGUACAUACAUAUUAUAUAUACACAUACAUAUAUAUAUACUAUAUAUGGAUGAAACAUAUUUUAAUGUUGUUUACUUUUUUAAAUACUUGGUUGAUCUUCAAGGUAAUAGCGAUACAAUUAAAUUUUGUUCAGAAAGUUUGUUUUAAAGUUUAUUUUAAGCACUAUCGUACCAAAUAUUUCAUAUUUCACAUUUUAUAUGUUGCACAUAGCCUAUACAGUACCUACAUAGUUUUUAAAUUAUUGUUUAAAAAACGAAACAGCUGUUAUGAAUUACUAUUAUGUGUAAUUGUUUAAAACAUCCAUUUUCUUUGUGAACGUAUUAGUGAUUGAAGUAUUUUGACUUUUGAGAUUGAAUGUAAAAUAUUUUAAAUUUUGGCAUCACUGCCUGUUCUGAAAACUAGAUGCACCAACCAUAUCAUUUUUGUUUGAGAAAAAAGAAAUCUGCCAUUUUAAUUAAUGUUGGUCAAAGUCUAAUGACUAUUUAUCUUAUAUCGUAGAUUUGAUAACCCUAUCAAAAAAAAAAAUCACAUUCUAAGUGUAAUCUUACAUAGUGCUUGUAUUGUUGCAUUUGUUUUAAUUUGUGGGAAAGUAUUGUAUCUAACUUGUAUUUCUUUGGUAGUUUCAUCUUUAUGUAUUAUUGAUAUUUGUAAUUUUCUCAGCUAUAACAAUGUAGUUAUGCUACAACUUGCCUAAAACAUUCAAACUUAUUUUCUUUUUUCUUUUUUUUCUUUGUUAAUUCACUUAAACUCAUUGAAAACAUAGUAUACAUUACUAAAAGGUAAAUUAUGGGAAUCACUGAAUAUUUUUGUAGACUAAUUAUUGUAACAUUGUCUUUUUUUUUCUUUUGUUUCAUGAUUUUGAUUUUUAAAGUUUUUAGCACACAACUAUUUUCAGCCCUUUAAUAAUGGAGUAUCAGAAACAUCACCUGUACCCCACAAGCGAAUAUAGAAGACUGUAUUUUUACUAUGAUAUCCAUUUUCCAGAAUUGUGAUUGUAAUAUGCAAGGAGUCAUAAAUAUGCCAUUUACAAUAAGGAGGAGGCAAGGCAAAUGCAUAGAUGUACAGAUAUAUGUACAACAGAUUUUGCUUUUUAUUUAUUUAUAAUGUAAUUUUAUAGAAUAAUUCUGGGAUUUGAGAGGAUCUAAAACUAUUUUUCUGUAUAAAUAUUAUUUGCCAAAAGUUUGUUUAUAUUCAGAAGUCUGACUAUGAUGAAUAAAUCUUAAAUGCUUUGUUUAAUUACAGAACAAAAUCACCAAUAUCCAAGACAUGAUGAUAGCAAUUCAACAAAUACUGUAGUUAAGAGAUGAACUCGUCACUUGUAUGGGAACUACAUUUCACUCUUGGUUUUCAGGAUAUAACAGCACUUCACCUAAAUAUUCUUUGAGCCAUAUCACUGGUAACAUUUCUACUAAAUCUUUCUGUAACACUUAAAGAAUUCCCUCAUUCAUUACCUUACAGUGUAAACAGGAGUCUAAUUUGUAUCAAUUCUAUGUUUUGGUUGUAAUAUUCAGUUCACUCACCCAAUG